GCACAAUAACUUGUACGGUGGAAACCAAUAUGAAGAAUUGUGAAAUGGAGAGAAUCAACAAAGAGUUGUUCAAUGUGGCCAUGAAAGGCGAAUGGAAUGAAGUAAUAAGGGUUUACGAGCAAAACUACAGAGCGCAUAAGGCUAAGAUCACCAAGUCAGGUGACACGGCACUUCACAUAGCCGUCUCUGACUGCCAAGAAGAAGUAGUGGAACUGCUGGUACGACGUGUCGUUUCCAAUUCUAUAACAGUGCUCGCUAUUCAAAACGACAGAGGGAACACUCCUCUCCAUCUGGCAGCCUCAAUGGGGUACGUCAGAAUGUGUCAUUGUAUAGCCAAAGUUGAUCCCUUGUUGGUUGGUGUUCGUAACCAUAACAGCGAGACUCCUCUGUUUUUGGCCGCUCUAAGAGGAAAAAAAGAAUCUUUUCUCUGUCUGCAUUACCUAAGUACGGCCACCGCUCACGACGGCUCCUUUUGCCGUAGGCGCGACGGUCAGACCGUUCUUCAUUCUGCAAUAGCAGGAGAGUACUUCGAUUUGGCAUUUCAGAUAAUUCAGUUGUACCCGAAACUAGUCAACUCCGUCGAUGAGCAUGGACUUUCUCCUCUCCAUAUUUUGGCAAGUAAGCCAUUUGCCUUUAAAAGUGGUAGCAACCUUGGUCAUUGGCACAACCUCAUUUCCCAUUGGACGUUUGUGGAUGAGCUGAAGCCAGAAUCUGAAGAUCGCAUAACUUUAUUGUUGAAAAGAUUAGAUAAUGAAGAGAAACAAAGCUAUCCAGACAAUUACAAAACUUGCGUUAAUUUUGCUCAACUUCUGACGAAUGCAAUUGAAGUUGUAACAGUUAAAAAGGAUGCACAUCAAGGACGUACACGAGCUGGUGGAGAGAGUCUUGGAGGAUCCAAUGCUAUCACCAUAGAACAAAAGGCUGGAUCUCAAAGUGACCGCUUAAUAUUUCCACCUAAUUACGCCACCUGCUUCAACCUUUUCCAGACUGUAUGCAAGGCCUUGCUGGUCAUUCUUGGAUUAGGGUCUAGAAUGAUUAAAAGAAUAAAGGAAAAGAAAGAGAAGCAUGUGUGGUCGGUUCAAAUCAUGAAUGAACUUCUUAAACAUGCCUCUAUGUACGAGUACGAAAACACUGGAGCGAGUCCACAGGCAGUAGUGCCACCCCACAAAGAAGAUGGUGAGACCGAGCCUUAUGAGAUUGCUGAGGAUGGAGAUGCCACUUUUGCUGCUGAUACCAUAAUCGGUUCAACCACUUCUUCUAUUGAUGAUGAUACUUCUCUCAAACUAAAUAAUCCAAAUGGGAAUGAUAAAGGAACCAACGUUAAUGCUACAGAUGAGGAGAAUGAAACAGCUAUAUUAAUUGCAGCUAAAAAUGGUGUGACUGAAUUGGUGGAGAAAAUCCUUGAGCUUUUUCCAGUGGCUAUCCACGACACGAACGCUGAGAAAAAGAAUAUAGUAUUACUAGCAGUGGAGCAUCGACAACCGCACGUGUACAAGAUGUUGUUGAAGAGGAAAAUCUUGAAAGACAGUGUGUUUCAACAAGUGGACAACAAAGGGAACAGUGCGUUGCAUCUUGCUGCCAUGUUGGGAGACUAUAAACCUUGGCUAAUCCCAGGCGCUGCUCUUCAAAUGCAAUGGGAAAUCAAAUGGUAUGAGUAUGUGAAAAGGUCUAUGCCAGCGAACUUUUUUGUGCGCUACAACCACUCUAGCAAGACAGCAAAGGACAUUUUCACCGAAACACACAGGGGUCUCCUCAAGGCCGGUGGAGAAUGGUUGACAAGCACUUCACAGUCGUGCUCGGUGGUGGCUGCUCUUAUUGCCACCGUUGCUUUCGCUACGUCCACCACUGUCCCGGGAGGCAACAACGAGAUCAGUGGUAGACCAACCCUGGAAGAUAAGCCGGCUUUUGAGGUUUUCGCGAUAGCUUCGCUUGUGGCCUUGUGUUUCUCAGUUACCUCAGUGGUCAUGUUCCUAGCAAUACUCACCUCUCGGUACCAAGAACGAGAUUUUGGAGGUGAUCUGCCGAGAAAGCUGUUGAUGGGGUUAACAUCUUUGUUUGUGUCUAUUGCUUCUAUGUUGGUUUCUUUCUGUGCUGGUCAUUUCUUUGUUCUUCAAGAGAAACUCAAGUAUGCAGCAUUUCCCGUGUAUGCCAUUACAUGCUUGCCUGUAUCUUUAUUUGCUCUUGCUCAAUUUCCACUCUAUUUUGACCUUAUAUGGGCAAACUUUAAGAAGGUCCCUCAGCGUAGUUACAAGGUUGCCUUUGCCCCUUACUAAUACUAUGAAAUGGAUCCAACAAUAAUGUCUUCCUUAAUGGUCUCUUUGACUUGUUUCCUGGUAGCUCAUUUUCUCUUUAAUAAAAGAUGGAAUGGAAGGUUAUGGUAUGUUUCACGAUGUCUUUUCUUCU
Messenger RNA from Cannabis sativa, 2403 nucleotides. RefSeq lists its product as uncharacterized. The record is from RefSeq and is a predicted model, not a curated record. The transcript has 7 exons. NCBI's taxonomy places the organism in Eukaryota, Viridiplantae, Streptophyta, Magnoliopsida, Rosales, Cannabaceae. Bases 30 to 2273 code for a protein of 747 amino acids. Gene Ontology annotation, molecular function: protein binding.